UUGCUUCUUUCUCAGGUGACUGAAAUGUUACCGGUAGUGUUGGUCCAUGGAGGAGCUGGCCAAAUCCCGAAGGAGCGGUCCCAGAUGUCCACAUCGGGGGUGUGCUCGGCAGCACGGUCAGGGUAUCUGGUCCUCCAGGGAGGGGGCAGCAGUAUGGAUGCUGUUGUUGAGGCUGUGACUCAGUUGGAGAACAACCCUUCCUUCAAUGCAGGUUGUGGCUCAGUGUUGAACAUUACCGGGGAGGUGGAGAUGGACGCCAUUGUGAUGGACGGGAAAACACUUGCAAGCGGUGCAGUGUCCGCAGUCCGGAACAUAGCUAAUCCCGUUCAACUGGCAAGACUGGUCAUGGAGAAAACCAGUCACGCGUGUUUGACCGCAGAGGGGGCCAGUAAGUUUGCUCGGUCCAUGGGUGUCCCCGAGGUGCCCCAGGAGUCCCUCAUCACUGACUACUCUAGGAUGCGCUGGAAAAAGAACCUGGUACCUGACGCUAACCCUGUGGAGUGCCAAAUGGGGAAGAUGGGCACAGUUGGCGCAGUGGCAGUCGAUGCUGAGGGUAACGUAGCGUGUGCAACUUCCACUGGUGGAAUGUUGAACAAGAUGGAGGGUCGGGUGGGUGACACCCCGUGCAUAGGCAGCGGAGGCUACGCCGACAAUCUGGUGGGAGCAGUGUCGACUACCGGACACGGAGAAACCAUCAUGAAAGUCACACUGGCCAGACUCAUCUUGUUCCACAUGGAGCAAGGUCAGUCAGCAGAAGCGGCCAGCGACUUGGGCCUGGCCUACAUGAAGUCCAGAGUCGGGGGGAUCGGCGGGGUUGUAACAGUGGACCCCAAAGGCAACUGGGCUCCUCGCUUCUCCAGUCUGCAGAUGGCCUGGGCCGCAGCCCAGAACGACACCCUCCACUACGGCCUGUACACCGGAGAGCACUUCACACAGGCCAUUGAUGACCCUCACUGACAGGAAGUACAGAUUUAAUUCCAAGCUAAAGUUUUGUCUUCAAAUUGAGAAUAUUGAUUGUUGUUAAUUGAGUUGCAAAUCAAAUUACAGAAGUAAUUAUGAUAAGAAAGUACUGUAUUAGUCCCACAAUGUGAAAAUUCACAGUAUUGUCACUCAAUAAUUUCCCUUUGGGAUUAUUAAAGUAUUUCUG
This is a messenger RNA of Menidia menidia (Atlantic silverside), 1147 nucleotides long. The record is from the annotation of a GenBank genome assembly. NCBI's taxonomy places the organism in Eukaryota, Metazoa, Chordata, Actinopteri, Atheriniformes, Atherinopsidae.